Ornithorhynchus anatinus (platypus) is the source of this 1642-nucleotide messenger RNA. It is a transcript of the gene RASD1, whose product is annotated as ras related dexamethasone induced 1. The coding region runs from base 94 to 930 and encodes 278 amino acids. The record is from RefSeq and is a predicted model, not a curated record. NCBI's taxonomy places the organism in Eukaryota, Metazoa, Chordata, Mammalia, Monotremata, Ornithorhynchidae. Gene Ontology annotation, molecular function: GTPase activity; GTP binding. The transcript is spliced from 2 exons.
CGGGCCGGCGUGCUCACAGCGGAGUGGGCUUUGCCUUCGUCCAGCACGCUCCCGUCCAGCACGCUUCCCCUCCUUCCUCGUCCCGCCUCGCCAAUGAAACUGGCCGCGAUGAUCAAGAAGAUGCGCCCCAGCGAGUCGGAGCUCAACAUCCCGGCCAAGAACUGCUACCGCAUGGUCAUCCUGGGCUCCUCCAAGGUGGGCAAGACGGCCAUCGUGUCGCGCUUCCUCACCGGCCGCUUCGAGGACGCCUACACGCCCACCAUCGAGGACUUCCACCGCAAGUUCUACUCCAUCCGCGGCGAGGUCUACCAGCUGGACAUCCUGGACACCUCCGGCAACCACCCCUUCCCCGCCAUGCGGCGCCUCUCCAUCCUCACAGGAGACGUCUUUAUCCUGGUGUUCAGCCUGGAUAACCGAGACUCCUUCGAGGAGGUGCAGCGCCUCAAGCAACAGAUUCUGGAGACCAAGUCCUGCCUGAAGAACAAGACCAAGGAGAACGUGGAAGUGCCGCUGGUCAUCUGCGGCAACAAGGGCGACCGGGACUUCUACCGGGAGGUGGAGGCCCGGGAGAUCGAGCAGUUGGUGGGCAGCGAUCCGAAGCGCUGCGCCUACUUCGAGAUCUCGGCCAAGAAGAACAGCAGCUUAGACCAGAUGUUCCAAGCCCUCUUCACCAUGGCCAAGCUGCCCAGCGAGAUGAGCCCGGACCUCCACCGCAAGGUCUCCGUGCAGUACUGUGACCUGUUGCACAAGAAGGCGCUGAAGAACAAGAAGCUGCUGAAGGAGGGCAGCGGCGGAGAGCCGGGGGAAGCCUAUGGCAUCGUGGCCCCCUUCGCCCGCCGGCCCAGUGUCCACAGUGACCUCAUGUACAUCCGAGAAAAGGCCAUCGGGGGUAGCCAGGCCAAAGACAAGGAGCGUUGCGUCAUCAGCUAGGAGCCACCCGUAGCUUCUCCCCUGUAACUAAAGCAAAGAGGAUUUUUUUUUUUGUUUAAGAAAAAAAAAGACACUCUGGAAGCCCAGAGUGGCAUUUUCCUCCCUGCCUGUACCCCAGGGGUGGCUUUCCACCUGCCCCCGCCAUGCUUUGGGGGAUGGUGGGGGGGAGGGGUGCCCUUCUGCUGGGGCACCUGAAAUGGAGGAGACAGUCAUCUGCUUUGGAAGGAACAGGCUUGUGGGCUGAAGGGCCCCCUCUGUACUUUAAUGAUCUCUAAAUGAUAGAGGGGAGAUGCCCAGCGCAGGGUGGAUUUCAUCUGCCGGAGGCUCGGGUGGGGGCGGGGGCUAAGAGAGCGGCGAGGCGGCGGAGUGAUCAUCACUAAGUUUAAAGGACAAUGUGGGGUGGAGGUAGGACUCGUGCCAAAGUCCCAAAGAGGUAUUUUUCCUGCAUGAGGGACCCCAGGGUGCCACAGACAUCUGGCCAGAGCCUCACCCCUCCAAUAGCGAACUGCAGCGGCGGGGGGGGCGGGGAGGGUUUAGGUGAGGUGUAGAAAAAUUGACUUGUUUACAUGUGUGUGUUCAACUGCAAAAGUUGCACUUUAUAGUAGAGCUACUGUGUUGUCAUGACAUGAACAAAAUUUCCAAGUGUUCUGUACGUGUGUGACUAAUUGUUAAUUUAAUUUUUUUACAAAAUAAAAUUUUAAUAUAAACAUUC